UAUCCCACCAAUUUUCAAGGACGUUUACUAGUCCCUAAAGAAAAACCGCAAUGAGAAAUUUCCCUCACCAACCAGUCCGGAAAGCGCGCCCACCCUAGGCGAUAGCAACCGAUAAGCACGCGCCCAACCAUCGCACGACACCCAUUCCCCGUUAUCGUCGUUGUCGUCGUCAUCGGUCGUCCGUCCGUCGGUGCCCGUUCCGUUUCGUUUCGUCUGUCGAAGUGUGUCUUUGUGGUGUGGCGCAGGCGGGGUGAGGCUUUUCCACUUUUCCACUCGCUGCUGUGCGGCAACAACUCCCCCUCCACCAAAACAUACAACCUUCCCAAACCCGUAAAUACUAUGGCAUGUAGGCAUCAGGAUGUGCUGCGGCGCGGUGCGUCUCCCAUCCUUGUGCGCCGGUCGGACGCGUGGAAGCAGACGAAGCCCGAGCAGAAGAGGAAACAGGCAGGAGUGGUAGUGUAGUAGUUCCAGUCCUGUGCUACAGUCGUAAAAAUAAAACAUAUAUUUUUAUUUUAAUCGAUAAUAAUAAAGUCCAUCCAGCUUUUUUCCCGUUCAAACACACAUUUAAUUGUCUCCUGUAUUGGUUGGUUCCUUCCCCGGGAGUAGUAGAGUCAAGUGCGCGCCAGGUCCCUCAUUCCGAGUGGUGACGACGUCCUGACAGGAUGAAACCGUGCUGAGUGUCCCGUUUCUCCCAGUUUCCAUUCCAGAAUAUUGAAGGAAAAAAAUCCAGGACUACACAAAUCCUCGCAGAAGAAACGAUCUAAAAAUGAACUUUUCACCGUUUGGAACUCAUUUUCCCGGAACGAUUCCGGGAAUCCAUCAGUUUGCGAGCAGUGGGUUGGUGACCAGCGUUCCCUCGACCUCCCACGAUACCAACAAUCGAUAUCACACCAUCAACUCAAACGUCAACAUGGCCCAUUUCAACCAAUCCCACGCUCCGAUUUUGGGAAAAUUCCGCCCAGAGGAUACCGCAUCCAACGUGCUGAAUUCGAACAAAUAUAACGGCCAACAUGGCGCAACGAUUGUACCUGCGACCACCACCAGCGGCCAGUACACGAUUCCCUACAGUCAGCAUUCCGAGGUGAACGACAUCAAACAACGGAACAUGUACCCUCAGUCAACGAUCUCCAGCAGCGCCGGGGCCCAACCUCAGGAAAUCACGCAGGACAUCAGCGCGUUGCUCCAGCAAGCGGACAGCAAACGUGUCCUGCAGAACUCGAGCUGGCAGUCGCUCGCUCCCGGUGCAUCCGUCGCAGACUACCUCUCGCAUCUUCCGGGCACCGCCCUGCCGCUGUCGCUCCAUCACUUUUUGAAAUAUUCAGCCGAGAACAUCAAAAAGGAAACGCAAAAUCCUCUCUCCUCCAUCGAGAUGUCGCAGACACAGACGCAGAACGUGAACGGAGCCUCGAACCAGCACUCGAAUGGAAUGAUUUUGCCCGCGUCGCAAGCCAUUGCCAGUAUCUUGGGCCACCAGAAUCAGGUGGGAGGUGGGCAGUCGCUGCAACAGCAGCAGCAACAGCAACAACAGCAACUGCAUGGUCAACAAGGACCCACCAGUACCGGCACUAUCAAUGGAGCCACCACAACAACCGGCACCACCGGUGGACCCGAAAAGAAAAAGAAGAAAAAGAAGAAGAAGCCCCCGAAGGAGCGAAAACCCCGCCCCAAGCCGGGAGAAAUCCAAGUCCGAACGGCGCUGGACGGUAGUCCGCUGUUCCUGUGUCCCGAGUGUCAGAUGGCCUACCCGGAGCGGGAACUGCUGGAGCAGCACCUGAUCGGGCACAACCUGGAACGUAGGUUCAUUUGCGACAUCUGCAACGCCGCGCUCAAACGAAAGGACCACCUGACACGCCACAAGCAGAGCCACAACCCGGAACGGCCGUUUGUGUGUACUAUCUGUUUGAAGGCUUUCAAGCGUAAGGAGCAGUUAACUCUGCACAUCGUCAUUCAUUCUGGCGAGAAAAGACAUAUCUGUCAGGAGUGUGGCAAAGGUUUCUAUCGUAAAGACCACCUCCGCAAGCACACCCGAUCGCACAUUGCUCGCCGACUGAAGGCCGAACUGCAGGCCCAACAAGGUGGAACCGAAAACGGCACAACCGGGGGUUCUGGCCGUAGCAACAAGAACAGCAACAAUCAGUCCAACAACCAACAGAACGCAACUCAACAACAUCUGCAGCAACAGCAGCAGCAGCAACAACAACAACAGCAGGCACCUCCACAAGCACAAAUCCAACUGCAGCCGCAGGGCACCCCGCAGCUGCAGCCUCCUCAGUACCAUCCGAUCCCACCGACGGCGCAGAUGAUGGCUUAAAGGAGUUCUAAAGUUUCUAAAAAACGAAAGAUUGUCUAGGUUCUCUUUAUUAGUCCCAUAUUGGCUAUUAUGAAUUUGACGAUGGAUACAAAAAUAAUCGGAAUUUCUGUAGUGGCUGUCCGGGCCGGUCAGCUACGUGCAUUACUUAUUGAGCCAGGCCGAGAUUGAAAUUGUCAGGUUUCGUGCGAUUGUCGUGUUUUACGUAGGAAUCAUCAUCUCUGUCUGUCCCCACUGUAUUUAGCGGUAUAUCGAUAUAUUGAACUCUGUAUUGGCAUGGAAUUAGGCGUAGGAUCUUUGUGCAAUUUUAGUUAGACGUUACUUUCUGUUCGCGUUCGUCGAUUUUAACGGACGAGCUUUGUUUUGAGUUCUUUAUCACCUGUUUGUUCCUUGGUUACGAUCUAGUCAAAAUUUAAUAUCAAAAUUGAAAGAACACUGUUGAGCAUAGUUUAAGAAGAAUAUUAUGUACGUUAACAAGCGCGCAACUAUUUAGUUAGAUAUUGCCCAAGGGCGAUAUAGUUCAAAAUGUUUUCUUAUUUAGCACUCAGGAGUCGACUUUUGUUUUAGGAUUGAGACGUUAUUGCACUUAUACGAAUACAUAAACUUAUGAACACUGACCUAAUAUAUUAUAACUGAUUAGAAUGUAAGAAUGUGAGCCAUAUAUAAUAAAAAUAUACGCAACAAUGAAAAUCGUGAAUAGGAGUUUUAUUAAUGGAAAGAAUAAUGCUACAAUUAAAUUUGUUUGCCAUAAUCUGCGCAGUUCUUCUUAUUGUACUUCUACUUAGUGUAACAUCCUCACUGGGGCAAAGCCUGCUUCUCAGUGCAGGGUUAUCUAUUUUGCAUGUUUAUAUCGUGUGGAAAGCAUGAAAAUAUUCAUUCAUUUAUUUAGCAUUACAUAACAACCAUAAUAAAACUGUAUCAACAAUUUUUCGCUACAACACUGGGUUCGUGAUUUCAGUCCUCCAACCUCGACCGCGUCCCACACUUGCCAGAUCGUUCUGCACCUGGUGCGCUCACCUUGCACGCUGCCCUUCAGGUCUUCUCGUGCCAUCCGGAUCUCUUGCAAACACCAGCUUCGCAUGGUUGUUUUCCGACAUUCUCACAACAUUAACACGCCUUGCCCAUCGUAUUCUUCCAGCUUUUGCGACCUGCCGGAUCCUAGGUUCGCCGUAGAGUGCAGCAAGCUCGUGAUUUAUUCUUUGCCGCUACACACCGUUCUGCUGCAAACCGAAAAAGAAGGCCCUAAGCACCCACCGCUCGAACACUUCGAGUGCAUGCAUGUCCUCCUCGAGCAUAUAGUAGGGUGGGGCGGGGCAAGAUGGGUCAGUGCCAUUUUCUGGCGCAUUACUCAUGUUUUGAUUAUGCUAAUAAUUUUGUUAGAUGACCAGCACGAAUAUACAAAAGUUUGGGGCAUUGAUUGAAAAAUUAUUCACUCUCAUUGGAAAUAAAAAAUAAAAUGGUUUUUAGCCAUUUUUCUUAUGCGAUACAUUCCAUAUAAUCUCCAUAUAAACGGCCGCGGGGCAAGAUGGGUCACCUUCAAUUUUGAACGAAUUUUUGAAGCAUUCAAAAGUUUUUUAUUUUUUAUUACAAAACUAUCUCAUAAAUGACUUCAAUCAAGCGGAAUGAACACUCAAAGUUAUAAUAUAAAAUUAUGAUAAUUUUUUAGUGAAAACAUCGAUUUUCAAGUCGCCUUAGGACCACUCAAAUUGUAAAGUUUUUUAUAUUCCAAAUAAAUUUAUAAAAUGUUUACUAAUAGCUCUUGUUUACUUAGUAUGGAUAUGGAGCAUAUAUGAAUGCGGAACAAAUAUUAUAUUUUGACGUUUUUCUUUGAGAAAAUGUGAAUUACUUAAAAGGUGACCCAUCUUGCCCCGCACUUUUUUCACGGCGCAAAAUCGAUCACUUUUUAAAACUGCUUGUUUAACAUCAUAUUUUGUAUUUAUUGAACUUUUUAUCGACUUUUAGCAUAGCUAACUAGUGUAAUAAAGAGUAGCGGACGAAUACAAACCAAUACGAUUUGUAUUUACAAAGUUAUGGUGAUCCAUCCUUAGGUGACCCAUCUUGCCCCGCUCCACCCUACAGAUCUCGUGCCCGUUGAGAACCACACCGGUCUUAUCAGCGUUUUAUACAUGAUACAUUUGUUACGGGGGUGAAUCUUUUCGACCGCAGAUUCUUUUGGUGUACAGGCCCGACUUCCACUGAUGAUGCGCCUUCGUAUUUCGCGGCUAACGUUGUUGUCUACCGUUAAUAGGGAUCCGAAGUAGACGAAAUACUCCAUCAGCUUGAAAGUGUCCCCAUCUAUCGUAACACUGCUGCCUAGGCUUGUCCUGUCGUUCGUGGUUCCGCCUGCCAGCAUGUACUGCGUUUUCUCAGGUUCCGUUCUCCCAGACUUUGUAGUCAUUGAUGGUGAUCUUUUUAGGCCGAAGGUAUUCAAUUGUACCAAAUGCAAGCAGUUUGGUCACAGAUAGCUUUUGCGACAACAAGCCUCGUUGUGGCAAAUGCAACCAGGCUCAUUUAGAGGACUCUUGCACACAGGAAGCUGAAAAGUGUAGCUACUAUGGCGGAGAUCCACAUGACUUGCAAGAUUGCCCGGCUUAUAAAAGACGCAUUCAAAAUGAGAGUCGCUCUAUCAUAAAGCGCUCCAAACAGACAUAUGCGGAGAUGGUGAAAUCUUUUAAAACACCAGAAUCCGUGUCUGAAUCAGCUGUCCCAGUUGAAAAUCCCUUUCACGAGUUGUCUUCUGAUGAUCAGGACGAUGACGAAACUGAUGAGGGUGGAUCUUCUUCGGAGGUA
This is a messenger RNA of Aedes albopictus (Asian tiger mosquito), 5098 nucleotides long. RefSeq names its product zinc finger and SCAN domain-containing protein 10. The transcript is spliced from 5 exons. The coding region runs from base 767 to 2311 and encodes 514 amino acids. Lineage: Eukaryota; Metazoa; Arthropoda; Insecta; Diptera; Culicidae. The record is from RefSeq and is a predicted model, not a curated record.